Messenger RNA from Zychaea mexicana, 1798 nucleotides. RefSeq names its product major facilitator superfamily domain-containing protein. Gene Ontology annotation, cellular component: fungal-type vacuole membrane. Gene Ontology annotation, biological process: transmembrane transport. Bases 130 to 1647 code for a protein of 505 amino acids. Gene Ontology annotation, molecular function: transmembrane transporter activity. The transcript is spliced from 4 exons. The record is from RefSeq and is a predicted model, not a curated record. NCBI's taxonomy places the organism in Eukaryota, Fungi, Mucoromycota, Mucoromycetes, Mucorales, Lichtheimiaceae.
CAGCAGGUUUAUAAAUGUUCCCACCUUCUUUUUUGUUACUGUUUUCUAAAUUUCUUUUUUCACCCAGUCUCACAAAAGCACACAUCACUAUUACUACCCCACAACGCCGGGAUCGAGGGUAGAAGAAGAAUGGGGACUGCAGCUUCAAUACGGACGGUUACAUCAAAUGCCUCGAGCAUAAAAGAAGAGUACAAAGCGAACGACGCUGAUUUAGAGCAACAAGAUCAACAACAUAAUAACGAACAGCUAGCAUCAACAAACUAUCCACACCUGUUGGAAUCAGCCCCCUUUCCAUCAUUGGCUUCAGUAAACGAGAUCACACGUGUUUUUUCAAAGCGUACGGAAAAUAGCGAUAAUAGAGACGACGAUAACGACCAUGGUGAAAAAACGAUUACACCGUCACCUGUAGAUGAUAAAAAGCCUUGGGAACAACCAUUAGAAACCGAAGGCUGGCGUAAUCCUGGCUGGUGUGCAGUCGCCGCUGCCUUUUUAGUCAACUUUGCAGUUUUUGGCAACACAUUUUCAUGGGGAAAUUUUCAGAAAUUGUAUCUUCAAGAAGUGUUCAAGGAUGAAACGGACCAACUCCAGAUCUCUUUUAUCGGCACACUCAGCAACUCGGUGUUGGUUUCGUUCGGGGUCUUUUUAACACCAUUGAUACAAAAAAUCGGAUUUCGCGGCACCAUGUUGAUCGGCGCAUUUAUAUCUCCCCUGGGCUUGAUUUUGGCCAGCUUCAAUACUGCGCUGUGGCAGCUCUACCUCACCCAGGGUCUAUUAGUCGGCAUUGGUGGUGCCUUUGUAUUCUCUCCCUCUCUCACACUUCCACCUCAGUGGUUCACCAAAAACCGUGCCCUAGCAUGCGGUAUCGCCGUAUCCGGAUCAGGUAUUGGCGGCGUCGCUAUAUCGCCAAUGACCCAGUCUCUUAUUGAUUCGAUGGGAUAUCGCAUGGCACUGCGGAUCUUGGGAGCAAUGAAUUUUGGCAUUUUAUUGAUUGCGACCGCGCUGGCGCGUUCGCGAUAUCGUCCACCACCAUCCAGCAACGGAAAUGGUUUCGGUGCCUUCUUUGACAAGUCAAUGAUGACGAUUCCGUUCUUGCUCUUGGUGAUUUUUGCGUUCCUGGUGCCUUUUGGUUACGUUGCCCCCUUUUUUCUUGCACCGACGUACGCGUCUUACAUUGGCGUUGACGCUGCGCGCGGAUCAACACUUAUUUCCAUAUUGUCGGGAAUGAAUGCCGUAUGUCGCAUUUGCCUCGGGUUCUUUGCUGACAGGCUUGGGAAUAUGAACGUCAUGUUUGCGUGUACUUUCAUGUCAGGGGUAUUUACGAUGGUCAUCUGGCAAUUCGCCAAUACAUACGGUGCUUUCGUGGCUUAUUGUGUUCUUUACGGUCUCACUGGUGGUGGAUUUGUGUCGCUUUUCCCUGUCGUUGCAGCCGAAGUUGCUGGUGUAGAACAAAUCCAGCGAGCUGUUGGACUAACCUAUGGCUUCAGUUUCUUCGGAAAUUUGGUUGGUACACCCAUUAUCGGUCUCAUCCAGACAGACUACGGCUGGACAUCUGCUAUUCAAUUUGGCGGUGCCAUGACCGUGGGAGCAUCUCUUUUUAUGCUUGCAUUACGAUUUACGAUUUUACCCAAACUGUUUGCUAAGAAAUAGUCAGAAGCAAUGACAACCGUAGAAAUAAGCUUCCUCUAACAGCAUCCGGCUAGCAUAUAAUUAUUUUUAUAUAGCUUACAUAUAAAAUGUACGUGUAUACCCCUCCUUCUUCCAUAAAAUAAAGGAAAAACAAUCACUUCAGUUCGGUCAA